AUGUCUCUUUUACUCUGCAUCAACAAAACCCUUUAUACCUUGUCGCCGUUCCUGGGGAUUAUCCUAAUAGGACUUGCAUUGGUGACCUUAACCAGAAUUUCGCACCCUGAAGCGAAGGUAGAAAACACAGCUUUCAAUUGGAAAGAUUCGCAGACACAGGCAUCCAUGGCAUCCAUCGAAUCCCUCUUGAAUCCGCUACCUUCUUCACAAGGGCGAGGUUCAAGAAGUCGUUACGAUGAGUCAAUUGCUCCCUUUUCUCUGGUCAACGCACCAGAGACUGACCAAGACAGAGGUGUCUUUGCUCCUCCGCGUGUGAAAAAGUCCAAGAUGCCGAAAGAUGCCCCAGUCUUCAUCAAGGGAGAGGUCAGAGGCGAAGUUCGAUAUCCACCCUGUGAGGAACGAGAUGAAGUGCUGGCGGAGCAGCAUAGAAUGUUCAGCAUUCACCCCAUGGGCCGCAUAUCAGAGUAUCCAAGACAUAUUCCAUACAGCAGCGAGAAAAAGACUCUAAUGGAAAAGACUGCCCGAGAAAGCUUCGAAGUGUUUCAAUACACAUUCAGGUUACCAGGAGAUGAAAAGAACUGGACAGUGAUGUGGGAUUACAAUAUCGGACUUGUUCGGACGACCCAUUUAUUUAAAUGCAAUGACUAUCCAAAGACAACACCUGCGAAAAUGCUGAAUGCCAAUAUCGGCCUCCGAGAGAUUUGCCAUAGCAUCACUGGAGGAGCAUUAGCCGCACAAGGUUACUGGAUGCCAUUCGAAACAGCAAAAGCCGUUGCAGCCACUUUCUGCUGGAAAAUUCGGUAUGCAUUGACACCACUAUUCGGAACCGACUUCCCAUCUCUUUGCAUUCCGCCGCAGAGUCGACAAUUUGGCAAGAUGACCAUUGAUCCUGAUAUUAUUCGACAAGCGACGGAGUUGUCAAACAGAUACCGCCAGCUAGAGCUUGAUCUGAAAAUGGCGAAUCGCUCGCAGAAUCUAUUGUUGUCCCCGACAACAAGUACACCACAAAACAUGGUAUAUCACCAAACAUGGUCUGCGCCAAUAGACUCAAACAAUCUGGAUAUUACCCACCAAAGCUACCCAAAGCCCGGUGGAGUCGUGCAGGCUGACCGGGAGGCAGCGAGGCAAGCCCAACACCAGACUGUCUCUAGUAGCAAGAAUACCUUUACCCCGAUCAACACCCCCGGGGGAGCCACUACCCUGCUGGAGAGAAAAGAAUCUGGACAACCGCGUGGCUCUCAACCUAGAGGUUCAACCAGCAAUCCGAGGAAGCUUCCGCCGCUAAGGGAGUUUAUUGGACUUGCCGAUUUUGAAUCAUCCCUCUGUGAGAAUCCACUCAAACGACGAUUGGCAAACGAUGCCGACGUGGAACAGGCGCAGGACACAAAGCUGAUAUCUCCAAAAGGACAGACGCUCAUUGCUAGCAUACCGAGGAGGCAAGUAGCACUUCGCGCACGUAGUGAGCAACACGAGGACAACGGCAACGAAGACGAUGAUGGUGACGAUGAUCUUGAAUUUGACGAUGACAGUUGCCUUUACAAGAUGAGCAUAGAUGACGAUGAUGAAUCCUUCUCUUCCUCUUUCUGCGAUUUCGACCCUGACUCCGACUCCGACUCUGGUGCCGAGUCUGACCUAGCCAUCAGCUCAUCACUACAGUCCGAUAGCAGUGACGAAGAUCCCAAUCACAAGACUCGAUUUUGCUACAAGAAAUCCCACGAUAAGAAACAUGCCCAGGGAAUUAUGACUAGAAAGCAGAAAAAGGAGGACAAGAAAGUGGAAAUGCCGAUGAGACGUUCCUCUCAAGCGCACCAUCGACGACAAUCUCAAUUCCAUUCUCUUCGUAAUCUUCGUAGAGGAGAAGACAACUUAUCAUCCCCGUCUCCACCGGCAGCAUCCUCAUCCAAACGAAAGUCCAAAAACAGCGGCGAUGACUUAAAAGCCGCAGAGACACUGUUAGCGCUACACAGUGGAUCUAGCACAUUGAGCGGCGAAGAUGACGAUGGCGAUACGGAUACGAGUAGUCCAUGGGCGAACAACAAGAAGAGAAAGGAGAAACGAAAAUUCUAUCGUCAUCAAUUGGUAAAGCGAAGGGCACCCGGUCGAUCUAGUCUGGCUGUCAACUCCAGGUCUGAGCUGUAUGGACGGACGGCAAAGAGGUUUCGUAGGGCAAGCUUUUGA
Messenger RNA from Talaromyces atroroseus, 2178 nucleotides. RefSeq lists its product as hypothetical. The coding region runs from base 1 to 2178 and encodes 725 amino acids. Lineage: Eukaryota; Fungi; Ascomycota; Eurotiomycetes; Eurotiales; Trichocomaceae. Gene Ontology annotation, molecular function: DNA binding. The transcript is spliced from 5 exons. The record is from RefSeq and is a predicted model, not a curated record.